This is a messenger RNA of Chiroxiphia lanceolata (lance-tailed manakin), 748 nucleotides long. It is a transcript of the gene MPZ, whose product is annotated as myelin protein zero. Bases 1 to 726 code for a protein of 241 amino acids. The transcript is spliced from 6 exons. Gene Ontology annotation, cellular component: membrane. NCBI's taxonomy places the organism in Eukaryota, Metazoa, Chordata, Aves, Passeriformes, Pipridae. The record is from RefSeq and is a predicted model, not a curated record. Gene Ontology annotation, biological process: myelination.
AUGUCCCCGCGGGCCACCCGCCGCCUCCUGCUGCUCGCCGGGCUCGUCGCGGCGCUGGGAGUGUCGCCGGUGUCGCCGAUCCACGUGUACACCCCGCGGGAGGUGUUCGGCACCGUGGGCUCGCGGGUCACCCUGUCCUGCAGCUUCUGGUCCAGCGAGUGGAUCUCCGAGGACAUUUCCAUCACCUGGCACUUCCAGGCCGAGGGCUCCCGCGACAGCAUCUCCAUCUUCCACUACGCCAAGGGCCAGCCCUACAUCGAUGACGUCGGGAGCUUCAAGGAGCGCAUGGAAUGGGUCGGGAACCCCCGGCGCAAGGACGGAUCCAUCGCCAUCCACAGCCUGGAGCCCACCGACAACGGCACCUUCACCUGCGACGUCAAGAACCCCCCGGACAUCGUGGGCAAGUCCUCGCAGGUCACCCUCUACGUCCUCGAGAAAGUGCCCACCCGUUACGGCGUCGUGCUGGGCUCGGUGAUCGGCGGGGGGCUGCUCCUGGUGGCCGUGCUGGUGGCCCUGGGCUAUGCCAUCCGUUUCUGCUGGCUGCGGCGCCAGGCGGUCCUGCAGCGGCGCCUGAGCGCCAUGGAAAAGGGGAAGCUGCAGCGCUCGGCCAAGGACGGCUCCAAGCGCAGCCGCCAGGCCCCCGUGCUCUAUGCCAUGCUGGACCACGGCCGCGGCGCCAAGAAAUCCAAGGGCGCGCCGGGAGACUCCCGCAAGGAUAAGAAAUAGCGGUUGGAGAAGGGCACCGAGG